This is a messenger RNA of Cherax quadricarinatus, 1868 nucleotides long. Lineage: Eukaryota; Metazoa; Arthropoda; Malacostraca; Decapoda; Parastacidae. The record is from RefSeq and is a predicted model, not a curated record.
ACUGUUACAAGGAAAACGUAGUUUGAAUGACGUCGAUCAUUUAUUAGUAACUAUCAGCGUCUUCAACCCAGCAGCAAUCAGUAUGUGAGUGGAGGUUCAUAUCUCUGGUCCAGAGAACAGCGUGAGGCGAGCAGCGUGUGCAGCAGCGAAUGUGAAGUGAGCAGCGUGUGCAGCAGCGAAUGUGAAGUGAGCAGCGUGUGCAGUAGUGUGAGGAGAACAGCGAGUGCAGCAGUCUGACAUUUUUGGGUUAUCUUAGUGUGAAGAUGAGCAGCAGUGAGGUCAAGUGGCUGCGACCGGUCACCCUGACUGAGGAAUUAACGGAAUUAGGUCACCGGAACCGGAUGUACCUAACCUGCUACACGUUACACCUGGCUUCAUGCCAGCCUCUUCACCAUGACCUGGUGUACUCAGCUCUUACUCACCUGUUCAGGAAGGUUGAGGUGCUGAGGGUCUGUCUUGGUCAACGUGAUGGACAGCUGUGGCUCCGACAAAUGAAUGGUUGUAACCUCGACUUCAAGAUUGUGGAACAAAGAAAGACGGAGGAAGUGGAGGAAGAGCUGACUCGCUACAUCUACAACACAUCUGAGGGACCCAUGUGGUGUGUGAGGCUCCUUGGCCUGCCACCUACACCAUCCUCCACCGAUCUGGAUUCGAUUUUCUCUCAUAAUUACGCUCUCAUGUUUGGUAUUCACCAUUCGUUAGCUGACGGGUUCACUAAUAUCAAUAUCUGCAACCUGGUGCAUACCAUUCUAGACGAUAUGGUUGCCGGUCGCCCUGUGAACGACGAACAACAGGUGGGGAAGCUCGUUGGUGACGAGCAAACUCAGAAACUUUACGAAGAGCAAAGGCAAAAGUUGUUGGGAGAUCCGGAACUCAAGGAAAGAGUCAGAAAGGAGUUUCAGGAUGGUGCUGAUACUCGUCCUCUUUUCCUGGAUGCCUUUCCUGUUUCAGGACGAACCGAUGUGAAAACCUGCUUUGUUAAUAUUCAAUUCGACAAGAAUCUAACGUAUUCUUUUCGUCGAAAGUGCAAAGAAGAGGGAGUUACGCUUCACUCUGGACUUGUAGGUGUCAUCAACGCCACCCUCAUUAAUCUGCUUGAUGAUCAUUGUGAAUUGCCACAUGAAAUAAAUUUUCGGGCCGGGCAUGACGUCAACUUGAGACGGUAUUAUGAAGGUGACACCACAGGUAUUUACGGCAAUCAUGUCCCUACAUUUGGCUUCAGAACCUCUUUCAAAACCUCUGAAAACCUGAUGUCCAAUUUUUGGCCUAUAGUAAAGGAGUUUCACAAGAAAUUACAUUCUCAUUUAAGUGAGGGCCGCCCCCUGCAAGUUGUGGCUCUUAAGUUGAUGGAAAAAUCAAAAUCUGAAAUUUUAGAUGGAUAUUUUACAAGCCAGGGGAUGCCUGACAGCUAUUACACUGUAUCAAAUUUGGGUGACGUGACACCAUUGUUCACUGGUGAGGGUGACUGUGUGAAGGUUGUGAAGCUCACACGACUCUCAUCUAUACGAUGCAUGAACAGUUUCAUAUGUUUUUUUGCCCACAGCCUCAAUGGACGCUUGGACUUAACUAUGGGGUUUUCAAACCGUUUCUUGGACCAUAAGUUUGCCAAGGAGUUCAUGGACAUGAUGAGCGUUAACAUGACAACUUUGAGUCCAGCAUGAUUUUGAUAUAUCAAUGAGAUGGGCGAACCACUCCGUAAUUAUGAAAUGAGAGUGACUUUCUGUUUUAUGAGGCCUAGUAAGUACUUUCAGAUGAACAUUAAACAUAGUGAAUUAAUAUUGCUAUUGCUAGUAUUCUCAUCUAGUUAUCUUGCACAGCUAGGCUACUGGGGCUUGUAUAUUGUUCAUUUAAAUAAAUAAUAUAAAUAA